GCACACUGCUUUGUAUGGCUGUGCUAUGCAGAGCCAUACAAAGCAGUGUGCUGGAGCUGACAGAGGAGAGAUCUGUAUUGGUUACAUACAGUUUUCUCCCCCCACAUGUUAACCCUUUCCUGCCCAGUGCAAUUAGUACAGUCUCAGUGCUUUUUUUUAGCACUGGUCAAUGUAUUUUUGUUACUGGGGAUGUCAGUGACACCAAGUCAGUUCCCCCUAAUGUCAGAAUGUCCGCUGCAGUCCCGCUAUAAUUUGAUGAUCGCAGCCAUUACUAGUAUUUUAAAAAA
This is a messenger RNA of Staurois parvus, 287 nucleotides long. NCBI's taxonomy places the organism in Eukaryota, Metazoa, Chordata, Amphibia, Anura, Ranidae. The record is from the annotation of a GenBank genome assembly.